Molecule: messenger RNA, 7769 nt
Organism: Drosophila novamexicana
Lineage: Eukaryota; Metazoa; Arthropoda; Insecta; Diptera; Drosophilidae
Gene: east
Product: pneumococcal serine-rich repeat protein
Exons: 7
Coding region: 230-7615 (2461 amino acids)
Source: RefSeq, a predicted model, not a curated record
ACUCUGAAAAAAGAGAAUUAAGUAGUCAACAAAUGGGACCAAAUCAUAACGACUUUAAGUGUGUAAAAGUGCAGCUAGAGAUUUGCGAGAUUCAGGCUGAACGCGAGCAGCAAAAGCUGCAGCUGGAGCUGGUGGAGCAGCUGGCGACCGAUAAAGCGCAAGCCUCAAAAUAGGAGCGUCGAUCUCGUCGACAGCAGCGUCACCAGCACAGCCCAGUGACGGAUCGAAGAUGUCGGCGCGCAAACCAGUAGUGGGAGCGGUAGUGGGAGUAGGAGCAGGAGCAGGAGCAGGAGCAGGAGCAAAGCCUGAUAAUAAUAAUGCAUCGCCCACACUUGAGCUGGAUGCGGCCCCAGGCGAGGAUGGAGCAGCAGCUGGGGAUGCAUCAACAGCAGCCACAGCAGCAUCAGCAUCAGCUGGAGAUGCAGCUGAGGCAGCUGCUCCAGCUGAUGAAGCUGAACAGGAAGCGGAUAAGAAUAAAGACCAGGACACUGACCUGAUAGAACGACAUAGUGAUCCCUCGCCACUGAUCACAGAAUGCGGCACGCCGCGAAAGUCAUGCUCCGAGACCCUGGCCGCCAAGAAUGUGCGCGUGACGCGUCACUCGUCGCCUUUGCUGCUGCACAGCUCUUCGCCGACGAGCAAGCGAGAUGCGCGAGAGACACUCGAACCGGCGGCAGCGGCAGCGGGAACGUCAGCUGGCAGCGAUAACGAGGAGCUGCCCAGUGGCAGCAGCCAAAGAAAGGGCUCAGCGGAGCGGCAAAGCGGCAACCUGCCGAUAAUACGCGGCCGCAAGUCCAUCAAGGAGCUAAAAGAAGCCAAAGAAGUAGCCGCCAAGCCAGCGGAAGAGCUGCUGGUCAAGGAGGAGUCCAGCGAUGCAAUGGAACUCGAUGAGCAGGGGCAGGAGCAGGAUCAGGCAGCAAAAGAGCCGAAAGAAACGAAAGACACAAAAGACAAUGCCAAUACAAAGCUAAGCGAAAAGGAUAAGGACGCCAAGGAUACCCCAAAGGACUCCAAAGAUAAGGAGAAGGAGAAGGAGAAGGAAAAGGAAACGACACCCACGCCCACAACGCCAGCUACAGCAGCGACAACAACAACAACUACAACAACAGCAUCAACUCCAACCACGUGCAAUCGCGUCACACGCAAAGCGCACGCCCAGGAGCUGGCGCUGGCCAACAACAACAACAACACGCGCGUCACCCGCAAUCGCCGCCAGUCAUCGACGGUGAACAACGAGCCACAGCUGCCUGCGCGCGGCCGAAGAAAAAAGCCAGCGCCGCCAGAGCCAACCAAGGAGCAGCUGCUCAAGCGCAAGCGCUCCGACGAUGACGCCGAACUGGGCCUCAAGUAUGCCAAGGUUGAGGUCAAGGAUGAUGAGGAUGAGACCGAGUCCACAAGUGCCGCGGAUGAGGCCAAAUCCAGCGCGUUGAGCAUUAAGCUGGAGCCCCCGGACAGCGAGGAGCCGCAAUCACCCGCUGCUACGCCUACGCCGCAAUCAGCCCAUCGACGCGGACGCGGCAGGCCGCAGACCAAGGGAACACCCACCGCCACAGCCAGCGCUGCCAGCACGCGCGCAACACGUCACAGCAAAGCGGGCUCGCCGGGCUUGUUGGCCGCGACAACAACGACAACGCCCGCGGAGCCAACGCCGCCGAAGCGGCGGCGCGUGGGCUCGGCAAAUCGCAGCCUGCUGGCUGCCAAGGCGGCAUCUGCCAGCUCAAGUUCGCUGGCCGCCAGUUCUGCUGGCGGCGCUGCCGGCGACGAGGACUCCAAGGACAGUCUGACCUCCACCUCCAUGGACGAUCUGCUGCUGGCCGCCACGGAGAUCAAACAGGAGAAACUGGCGCUCGAUUUCGACGAGAGUCUCGAUGCGGUUGCUAAGACCACAGAGCCGGAGUCCGAGCUCGCUGAGCAGGCGCAGGCCUCCACCUCGAUUGCAGCGGCUGCCAAUGGCACUGAGCCGCUGACCGUGGAUACAGAAACGGUGAAAAGCACUGAGGAUGCACUGCAGCAGCAGAUCGCUGGCGUCCCGGCCGAGGGCGAGGGUGAAGCCGAAGCCGAAACUGAAUCGAAUGAGGCUGCCAAGGCGCCCUCGCUGAGCCCCGAGAUGAUCAGUGAAGGCGUCAGCGCCAUUAGCGUUAAGCAGUUCUACAAGAAGCCCGAGUUUCUGGCCAACAAUCUGGGCAUCGAGAAGGACCCGGAGCUGGGCGAGAUUGUGCAAAUUGCAAGCGAGACGCAAACAGUAAAUGCUGCGGCGGCGACAGCAGCACCUCCUGAUGAAGAGGAGCCUCUCCCGGCAGAUGGGGUUGUAAUUGAGCUCGAAACGGAGGCAGAGACGGAGCUGGAGGGUAAACUGAACGACUCCUGUGCUGGGAGCAUGGGUGAGCUGCGCGUGGACGAAAGCGGCGAUGAGACGGAGCAGGAGGCACAAAAGCCAACAGCAGCAGCUGGAGCGGCAGCAGCAGCAGCAGUAGUUGAUGCUGUCAGCUCGCCGGGCGAGCUUAAUGGUGAGGUCGAGGAGCUGCCGGCCAAGGCAGAUGACUAUGAUGACUUUGAAAGCGAGAUUAUGGAGCAGCUGGCCAAGGAGGGCGUCGUGGAUGCCAGCGGUAACGCGCUAAGCGCCAGCAAGCUCCAGCAGGAGCAGGACCACGAGGAGCAGCAACAGCAGCAGAAGCAGCAGGAGUCGUCAAUGGCAACCAUUGAAUGUGAUACGGCUCAGUUGGCGGCGGAGCUGGAUGUGCAAGCCGAAAAGAAGCUGCCCGCCGAAAUGGUGCUCACCUUGGAGGUGGAGCCAUUGACCGAGGAGCAGGAAGCCGAAGCGAAUGCUGUGGCCGAUGAUGACACCGACAUGCAAAUCCUAACCGAAGACUGCGCAGAAUAUCCCGAGGAGAACAAGGAGAAUGUGUCCACGGCCACAACAGAUGCCAUUGCCGUUGCCGUUGGUGUUGCAUCUGCCGUCAGUCCAGAUGCCGUCAUGGAACUGGAACUGGCGCUCAAGACAGAAGAUGGCACCGCCGCCAAGCUCGAACAGGAUCUGGCCGACCUGGAGGAGGAGAAGCCGCUGGCAGCCGUCGCAGCCGAGCAGAAGCAACUGCCCAAAACUGAGGCCAAUGGCAAACUCAAAAUGCUGACGGAUGGCGACGAUGAGCUGCGCCGCGAAAAGGAACGCCAUCUGCAGCAUCUCGGCCUGCUGACACACCAGGCCGCCGAGCAGCUGCGCCAGGAGUACAUACACACGCACACGCGCGCCGUCCACCAACAGCAACAGCAGCAGCAUCAGCAGCAACAACAACAACAGCAGCAGACCGGCAAGCGGUCAGCAGGCAAAGGUGGCAGCGCCGCGCACAUCGAGUCCAGCGGCACCCUGAAGACGGUCAUCAAGCUGAAUCGCAGCAGCAAUGGCGGCGCCGGCGGCGCAACGGGCGUGCCCACCGGCACAGUUAUCCACGGCGGCCCAGUCGCUGGCAUCAGCACAACGGCAGCUGUUGCCAGCAGCAUGGGCAGCGCGACACGCAAAGGCGGCAUCGCUGGCGCAGCGGCCAGCUCGACGCACGGUGUGCGUCGCCAGUCGCUCAAGAUGACAUUCCAAAAGGGACGCGCACGCGGGCACGGCGCUGCCGACCGUGCCGCUGAUCAGCAUGGCACCCAUGCCGAGGACUCCUACUACACCAUACAGAACGAGAACGAAGGUGCGAUCAAUCGAAACAAUUUGAAUACGGGUAACGUGGGCCGCAAGACAACUAAUCGUUUUAGCCACACUAACAACCACAACAAUCACAACAACAACAGCACCAGCAGCAGCAAUCAGCAGCAACAACAGAAACAGCACAACAACAACAACGCGUCCUCCAGAAAUUGCCUGGAUUCAUCGCAUUCGGAGGGUCACGGCGGUCAAGUGGAGCACGGCUUCUAUCAGAUGGUGAAGAAGGAUGAGAAGGAGAAGAUUCUGAUACCGGAGAAGGCGUCCUCGUUCAAGUUUCAUCCGGGUCGCCUGUGCGAGGACCAGUGCUACUAUUGCAGCGGCAAAUUUGGACUAUACGAUACGCCCUGCCACGUCGGCCAGAUCAAGUCCGUGGAGCGCCAGCAGAAGAUACUUGCAAACGAGGAGAAGCUGACGGUGGACAAUUGCCUGUGCGACGCCUGCUUCCGCCAUGUGGAUCGUCGCGCCAAUGCGCCCUCCUACAAAAAGCGUCUCUCGGCGCCCGGCCACCUCGAGACGGGCAACAACAACAACAACGGCAGCAACACCACCAUGGGCGUGGGCGGCGGCAAUGGCAACAGUAUGGACAAACAUUUCACGGGAGAUGCUGGCGAUGCGGAGUUUGCAACGACCUCGUCGGGCGCCGUCUCCGGAUCGGCGGCACAGCGUGUUUGCGCUGUCAAGGAUUGCGCGGAUGCGGCCAGCCAUUCGCUGCGGCGCAAAUGCGUUCGCAAGAGCGUCAAGAAGUGCCUGCUCAACUUCGAGAUACCGGCGGGCACCUCGAGCGUCUGGCUCUGUGAGCCCCACUACAAUACGGUCAUCCAGUCGUCCGGCUGUGUGCUGUGCAAGCGUCGUCUGGGCAAGAAUCACAUGUACCACAUUACCUCGCAGGACACGGAUCGCUUGGAAAAGGCGCUCUGCGAGAUGGGCAUACCCGUGCAGCUGGGCGUCGGCACCGCCGUCUGCAAGCUGUGCCGCUAUUUUGCCAAUCUGCUGAUGAAACCGCCGGACAGCACCAAGUCACAGAAGGCCGAGUUUGUCAAGAACUAUCGCAAGAGGCUCCUUAAGGUGCACAAUCUGCAGGAUGGCAGCAACGAGGCAUCCGAGGUGGAUGAGGAGGAUGCCAACGCCGGAUGCAGUGCCUCAACUGGCGCCGGCACGGCUCCAGCGGCUAGCGCCUGUGAUGAUGCCUCCAGCGAAAUGCCCAUGGUGGUGGACUAUGAUGGCCCCACGGAUUCCAAUUCGAGCAGCUCCUCAACAACGCCCAUCGGGCAUGCGGUCAGCGCCAGCAAACAAAUGUCUAAGCUGCAGGCCAUACUCCAGCAGAAUUUGGCUGGCGAUGCGACAGCUACAGCCACAGCCACAGGCAACUCCAAUUCCAAUUCCAAUGCGAAUGUCAAUGCCAAUGCCAAUGCCAAUGCUAAGGGCAAGGCCGGUGCCGACAUUUCGAAUGUGCUGCGCGGCAAUCCGAACAUCUCGAUGCGUGAACUUUUCCACGGCGAGGAGGAUCUGGGCGUGCAGUUUAAGGUGCCCUUCGGCAGCAGCAGCAGCCAGCGCACGCCGGAGGGCUGGACGCGCGUCCAAACGUUCCUGCAGUACGAUGAGCCGACGCGCCGCCUCUGGGAGGAGCUGCAGAAGCCGUACGGCAAUCAGAGCUCCUUUUUGCGCCAUCUCAUACUGCUGGAGAAGUAUUAUCGCAAUGGCGACCUCGUGCUUGCCGCGCACGCCUCCUCCAAUGCCAGCGUUUAUACGCAGACCGUGCGACAGCGUCUCAAUUCCUAUGAUCAUGGUCAUUGCGGUGGCUUCCAAAGCAAUGCCAAGACAAAUGCCGCCGCCGUCGCCGCUUCCUCCUCCUGCUCCUCCUAUUCCUCCUCCUCACCGAAUGCUGCCAACCCGCCAGCCAAUGCCAGUCAAUCCUGUUCGCCCAAUGCUAGCAACAGCAACAACAACAACAACAGCAGCAGCGGCAGCAGCAGCGUGCUCGCCAACGCCCUGACCACGCCCCAGGGCAGCAAUAACAGCGGCAUGGAACAGCCGUCUGGCCAGCCGGAGCCCAUUAUUCCGCUGGUGGAGCUGAACGAUGAUGAUGACGAUGACGAGGAUGCGGACAAGGAGGAUACGGCCGACUAUGCGCCAGAGUGCGGACUGUUGCCGCUGGACCGACUGCGCACUGUCUCCGUAGACAAGCUGACCAAGCAGCUCAGCUCCAAUGCGGUAACCAUCAUAGCGCGACCCAAAGACAGCGCCAAAGCCACAGCUGGAGCGACUGGAACAACAGCUACAGCGUUGCCAGCAGCAGCAGCAGCUGUCGGCGAGGAAUCGUCGCCGGUGAAAGCGGCUCUGCAAGCCAAGGAUGCGCCACCGCUGGUGCCCACCAAUGCGUCCAAUAGCCGCAGCAUACUCAAGACCAAUCUGCUCGGCAUAAACAAGGCGGUGGAAAUUGUGCCGCUCGCAACCAGUCAGCACCAACAACAACAGCAACAACAGCAACAGCAGCAGCAGCAGUCGCAUUCCAAUCAUAAGUCCGCGUCUGCAUCCAACGAGAAGCCGCACAAGCUGCUGGACAUGGCCAACAAGCUGGUGAGCAGCCAUAGCCACAACGAGCUGCCGCAGCAGCAGCAGCAGCCGAAGUCUAAGCCGAUGUUGGCCAACGCCGCGCCCACAAUUCUACAACAGCAGCCGACACCAAAGCCGCCGCCCAAUGUGGCGCAGCUGCUCAGCUCGCCGCCGGAGCUGAUUAGUCUGCAGCGUCGCCGCACGAGUGCCGCCAAUUCGGCAAGUGCCGCUACGCUGCCAACGCUGGCGGGCAAACGGCUGCAGCUGCCGCGCGCAGCCGGCGGGGGCUCAGGAUCAGGCUCAGGUUCGGGCGCGGGCUUAGGCUCAGGUUCGGGAUCUGGUGCGCCCAGUGUGAUUAUGCUACCGGAUAAGCUGACGCCGCAGGAGCGGCACGAGAGCAAGAGCUGGAAGCCGACGCUGAUACCGCUCAAGGAGCAGCACAAGGUGCCGAGUAAGUCGCCAACGCUGUUCCAAACAGCCGACGGGCGACGUCUGCCCGCCCAGGUGCAGGUCCAGUCCGGUGGCAAGCCAUACCUCAUCUCAAUCAUUGACUACAAUCGCAUGUGCAUCUUGCGGCGUGAGAAGCUCUUGCGCGACAUGACCAAAAUAGACGCAGCCAAGCAAACUGCACGCCAGCAGCUGCAGCAGCUCCAACAGCAACAUCAACAACAGCUGCAACAUCAACAACAUCAUCAACAACAUCAACAACAGCAGCAACAGCAACACAAACAACAGCAACACAAACAUCAACAGCUGCCAACACUGCAGCCGGGCGGAGUUGCCGCCGGCAGCGCAUUGCGACUGGCACGGCUCGCACCGAAGCCCAUGCCGCCGCUGAGCAAUCCACAGAAUGCCAGUGGAGCGGCCGGUGGCGCCCAGUCACAAUCACAAUCGCAAUCACAGUCACAAGCGCAGUCAUCGCCAGCCAGCUUUCAGCCGAUGCUCAGCAAUGCGCUGGCUGCGGCAGCCGCAACGGCUGCGGCGGCGGCGGCAAACAACAGCAGCGUCAGCCUGGAUAGCAACAGCUCCUGGCUGUGGAAGAACUUUCCGGAUGCCAAUCAGUAUAUAUUGAAUGGUGCUGCCGCCGCCGCCGCAGCAGCAGCGGCCAAUAAAUUCCCGCAUCUGACGGCCAAGCCGGCGACGGCAACGAGCUCUGCGGGCGGCGGAGGAGGAGGAUUGGGUGGCAUCACAUUUACCCUGAAGCAGCAGCAGCAACAACAGCAGCAGCAGAAGCUCAUCGACAAUGUCAUCAUGUCCAAGAUACCCAAAAGUCUCACGGUGAUACCACAGCACAUGGGCGGCGGCGGCGGAGGAUUAGGAGGAACAGCAACCAAUGAUGCCGGCGGGCACAAAGAUUGAUGAUUGGCCCGAUGCCUGAACCAACUACAGUUAGAACUCAAUCCUGCCAGUGAGAGGAAAGCGAAUCAACCAGAAACUAAUAAGUAUAAGCGAAACCAGAACGAGGCGGAGCAGGAGCAGGAGAAGAACAAGCAAAAGCAAAUGCAUUUCAAAA